Molecule: messenger RNA, 821 nt
Organism: Parasteatoda tepidariorum (common house spider)
Lineage: Eukaryota; Metazoa; Arthropoda; Arachnida; Araneae; Theridiidae
Source: RefSeq, a predicted model, not a curated record
CUCCACCGAUUGAAGCAGAUUGUUUACAUUUACAACCCGGCCUAUGUGGCUCGUGUGAUGUUAUAAAUGCUUGAAUUUGAUGUUUCUGUGGUACAAUGUCUAGGACUGUGCAUACAGCGCCAGACUGCAAGCAAAGAAAAAAGUUGCAGGGCAUUUAAUUACAAUGAGCGAACAUGCUACAUGUUGAACACUUUUGUGUGUGACGGAGAAAGAGACCUUACAGACGCACCUGGUUACAAGUACUUCGAUUUAGUAGAUGAUUAUUCGAAAGAGGAAGGAUAUAUGAAGACAAAGCAAUGUGCAGCAAAAGGAAAAUGUUCGAGUAGAUGUUUGAAGUUCCGGCUCUAUAAACUGCCUAUGUCUUGGCAUGAGGCUCAUGCAGCUUGCAAAGAGGAGCAGGCAUAUUUGGCAAUGCCUCGUUCACGACAUGAUCAUGAAACUCUUAUAAAAAUGAUGAAGAAAGAUAACAUUCUGCAAUCCUGGAUUGGCAUAAAGCGACAGAAGGGGGUGUUCUAUUAUGACAAUGGAGAUCCACUUUUACAGAACAAAACUUUUUGGGGUCCUGAUCAACCCAAUGACAGUGGGGGUGUUCAGCAUUGUGUGCAAAUGAUGGAUGAAAUGGAAUACAUGUGGAAUGAUUUCGAAUGCUCACGACCACUUGGAUUUUUCUGUCAAUAUGUUUGGUAAAUUUUGCUUAAGGAGGCUGUAAGCGCUGGCAAGAAACCUUAUAUUUCUUCUAAAGAAAAAAAAAAGUGUUCAGUAGAAUCGCAGCUCUUGAAACUUAGUGAUUUAAAAUAGUUCAAAUAAAAACAAUAAAAAUA